AUGAAUUUUACUCUGUGUGCUGGACUUAUCGUGUUAUUAAUGUCCGAAGUCGUAGCAUCUCAAGCACUUGUUUCUAAGGAAGCGUCUCUUUCUUGUCCUGUGAUAACUUACAAUCAUCGCCGACUUAAAGGCUUCACAUUCAAAACAAUUCACUUAGCAAGCCUGAUAUCCUGUGGUUUGCUAUGUCAGAGAGACCCUCGAUGCGUUUCGACAAAUUUCAGAAACUUUUUCAAAAGUGAGGGAACCUGUGAGUUGAACGAUAGAGGAGUUCUCCUUACUGAGAAAGGAAACGAACUGGAAUACGACGAAGAGGCGAUUUACGCUCAAUUUUACGACACGAAGGUAACAAAAAAAUUUUGAUAAAAGACCAAGAAGGAGAUGUUAUUGAUUCCUCGAGGCACUUGUCUUUCAUUCGUGGUAUCUUCUCAUAAAAUCUUCAUAUUUCGACGACAGAUGUGAAAACUUUCCAUCUGUCAUAUUUUUUUUGAAUGUUUUUAUCGUUUGGUCCUAAAGUAGUUUGACGUGUAUGCGGGUAAAAAGGCGAAUGGACCACAUUUCACUGAGUGCUGAUAAUCAAAAUGUUGUACUGUCGUUUAAAGUAAAAUGAGAAAUUUUUCCUAAGUGGGAAUUUAAAUCUUGGUAUCAUUGGAGUCAAUAUCUGCAAACUGCUCCGAAGCUCAAUAAAGUUAAAUAUAUCUUAAGUUGAUACGGUCAUACGGAUUUAAUACACAAAAUUCAGCUUGAAGCUAAAACUUUCAAGAUGUAUCUAAAGGCCUUCAAUUAACUCACUUUUGCAGUCUCCAUACGGUAAUGAACCCGGAAGACUAAUUGAUUUCCCGAUAAAAUAAAAAAAUGAAUGAUUUUUUGUUUUCAGCAACACUCUCAGGCCUUCAAGGAAGAUUUAAAAGUCGUCAACUGCAAAUGUAAGUAGCGUUGGUUUGAAAGGUGUUCUUGAGGUUAAAGUCAACGACUUCGUGUUUAAAUUACAAUGAUUUACUUGUCCCUGCUGCUUCUUGUGUCUCUCCGCCAAAAGGUGCGGAGUCUGUCGUCUUCGCGAACCUCGGCGGACCCUCACAAACAUUCCCCGAACCUGCUUGAAACAUUUCGAUUCUUACAGUUUCCUUGAAAGUCCUCGAAUGCUCUCAAAAAAAUUGCUGAGAAAACUGUUGCCUAGGUUACUUCUAAAUUAAAGUAGAAAUCAAGCCCUUAACUCCCACGAGUGACCAAGACAGAAUUUCUCCUUAAAAUAACCAUACAAUAUCAAUCAGACAGGGGAUGAGAAUAAUGGAAAAGAUAAGUUUGAGGAUUUUCUAGUCGAUCCAGUACCAAAUUCUCAGAACUAGCAUCAUAAGAGUCGUAUAGCAGACAGUAAGGAGAAUUAAUAAUGAGAUCUUGGGCACUGAAGGGUUAUGGAAACAAGAAACUGAUGAAGAAGCCGAGGACACUCACUGCGUCAUUCACAACUUCAAAUGCUGACGUGCCUACAAAAUGCAUUGCGAAAACAUGAUAGCGUUGAGUCAUCAACAUGAGGAGCAAUUUAAACAUAUCCAGAAAUGAGACAAGAUAGACACCAGUGAUUCAAAAACCUCUGGAUACUCCAAAGGUGCCGUAGUAAAUUUUAACCGUUUUGGGUACGAAUCUUGAUUUGGCAUAGAGCUUCGACCAUCACUUGUAAGUCGGAGAGAUUUAACUCACGCGAAAGUUUUUAUCUUGAUCAAACUUUUUUCGUUAUAAUGCUUGAGAUAAAGUAGAAAGGUGAAACUACACUUACUUUUACAUUUCUAUUCAACCGUUUUCAAAAUCCUCCUUUAUUCCAUGAUAAACAAAUCAAUGUCAUUUCUCUGUCUCAAUUUCAGGUGCGGAAUCACUAAAAGCCCCAGUUCCCCUCGGCAUGGAGAGCGGUGCUAUUUUUGACUCACAGAUCACCGCUUCUUCCGUGUAUAAUGAUAACCUUGCCGCACGGAAUGCUAGAUUACAUUUCAAAGGAUCCGAAAACCCGAUUAGACGUGCUGGCUGGGUAGCUGGAGUGAAAAACAUUAACCAAUGGCUGCAAGUGGAUCUUCAGCAAAUCACAAGGGUAAUAGGCAUGGCGACGCAGGGGAGACAUGAUUUCGAGCAGUGGGUUACUAAAUACAAGCUACAAUAUGGCGAUGAUGGACAAACUUUCAGAGUUUACAAGCGAAACGGAGACAUAUCAGACGCGGUAUGAAAAAGUAUGCUUAAUUGAACAAACCUUUUUGCGGAGAAAAAGUCCCCAUGAGGAAUAGAACCUUUUUGUAUUCUGCAUUCUGAUUCUCUUCCACUGAGCCACAAAGCAGUUACGCUAGGCUGGGCCAUAUACUCUCUGUCAUUGAGCCAACAGAAAAGCAUUUACGAAAGUUAUAAGUUAAGAGUAACUCGCAUUGUAAAAUAAAAAACUUACGCUCGUUAAUUUUACGCCCAAAUAUAUUCUCCUCAGGUUUUCCCAGGAAACAAGGACAGAGACACAGUAGUUUACCACGAUCUUAACCCGCUCAUUUAUGUUCGCUAUGUUCGAGUUCUUCCAAUGGCAUGGAAAGGGACGAUCGCUAUGAGGAUUGAGCUUUAUUCUUGUUAAGGUAACCUACUGAUCCAAUUGUGUAGCAAUGGCCGAGAUUUUUGUGAAAAACGUAUUCUGGAAGACGGAAGGUGUGCGUUGGGUAAGGGUAAGCUGUAAUGGACUGACAUUAAAUUUAACCCUUUAGCUCCCAAGAUCUUCAUGCUAAUUCUCCCGUCUAGCUGCUGCACAUUCCUUGCAAAUCAGGUACAAGAAUUAGGUGUUAGAUCAGGAUAACAACUUUUACCUGAUAAGUUUGAAUAUUCUCAUCACCUGUUUGCAAGAUAUAUGUAUGGAUAUUUUAGGAAAAAGUUUCAUGUUAAUCACUUAUGAGGGUUAAAGGGUUAAGAGCGCUAGCAGUGCUCAGAAACCAAAGCGAGCCCCGAUUUAAGGCCAGUUGCCCUUUGAGUUUUACACAUGAUUGUAAGAUGUCAUCGAUAGAGCUUACGCAUUUCACAUAACAUCCCCAACCUAUUUUUUUUUUUUUACUGAAAUACAUUAUUUGUUUUUGAUAGAAAACCAAAUCUCUUUACUUGUUUAAAGUGCAAAAGUCACAACUGAAGGGAAGAAUUAACCUUCUCAGUGUUAGAUUGCACUUGUAGUGUCACGUGACUUGUGAUGUAAACAAACCGCGAAAGUUUAGACUUUGAGUAAACCAUGCCACCCAUGGCUCGAGUCCGAACUUCGGCUUUGGCAUUUUGUCGUAAAUAGGUUCCCUCUGUCGCGCCAUGAAAAAAUAAAAAAGCAUUCUAUGUACUGUGAUGUAUCUUCUUAGGUAUUUUAAGGGCGUUAAGCGCGUUGAUUGUCAAAUGAAACCACGUCUGAUAGGAGAUUAUUGCCCACGAAUCGCUGUAGAACGUGAUCAAGCCUGGAUUCCCUCACAGAGUUUCGUUUCAUAUCGUAUUGCGUGAAAUGUUUUAUGUAACGCAAAGGGGAAAUCCUGCCAAAUCCAGUUCAAUCUACAAGAGGAGUUGCAGCUUAGAAUAGCAGAUCACAAAAUUUGAGACAGUUUCAACGCUAUGAAUGGGGUAGAACCUAAAAAUAUCUACAGAAACGGGGCAUUUCAGUGGGCAGAUAUUUCACAACUUUGUGUGUGGAAAUCGCCUCCGCAGUCGAAAAAAAGGGUUCUGUUAGUGUGUCCAAAUUUCGAAAAAGGCGGCGCCACUACUUCAGGCAAAUCAAUAAUUCAUGAUAUGUUUAUUCUCAAUCUAGUUUUUUUGACGACUGUGAACAAUUUUAACGCUUCGCAGCCGUUUGGAUUGAAGAAUAUUUUUAAUCAUAUGAUUUACAACUCCACCGAGUCAGGCGAGGACUCGCCGCUUAUAAAUCAUUUGAAGAUUAUCGACUAUUCGAUAAUCGUUUGUUGCGUAUCGUAACCACUAGAAGUCUCGUGACACUACACGUGAAAUCUAACGCCGAAAAGGUAAAUUAUCAAUCAGACCCUGGAAGUCUGACGGUUAAGGCAGGGGAAUGGAGAAAAAAAACGACCAGAAACUAUCUUUUACAUGCUUGUUAUUACUAUUUUUGUUUCCUUAUUUUUCAUAUAGAAUAACAGCUGUUUGCAAGAAACAUCACUGCAAGUCAAUCCCUUCUAUGACUAAUCCAAAAUGAUUUUUGUUUGUGGAUUACAAAGUACAGCAGCAGCUUGAUUCGCUGACUAAUUAAUUAUUGGUCGUUUUAACUUAAUAGUCGUUAUAAUUCGUAAUGUGAGGGAUAUGCACCAAUGGCAGCACAUUAAGACGCACCUGUAAAAAAGAACGAGCGAACGUGCUCUUUUGGAGACUCGUGUUCAAUCAACCUCAGUGCCUAACGAGAACCGAUGGUGAAAACAAACCAAUCUCUCAUGAAAAUGUAUAAUACAUCAUACUCUCUUAACCACUUUAACAAAGUAAUAAAUCUUGUUUCGUAGGAAAGUGACACGUGUGUUCAUUAAGCGACAAGAAACCUUUGACGAGUUUGCAUGCCGUUAAGACGUUUUUAGCAGUUGUAACUGAUAAAAUUGUUGAAUAAAGUAUGUACCCCUAAUUAAAUUUGUAAGCAAAUGAACCUUGCGAGUAAAUGUGACUCAAAUAGUCAGAUUUAACGCUCAGGAAUUGUUGAGAAAUAAUCGCACAAUAAAGGAAGUUAUUACAACCCUAAAGGUUUCGACUUUUUAGAGCAAAUAUGGCCAUGAGAGAUUUAUGGAAACACAUAAACCCAUCACGAAAUCAUUGAAAGUCCUGGAAUUUUUGCAAUGGAGGAAUCUGAUAUUAUAGUUUCUUCAUAAAUCAAAUUGUGACACGUGUUUCUAGUAGGAUUCGAACCUGCAAUUCUUCGUGUAUAAGGCGGACGUGAUAACCACUCCACUACAGGAACGCGGCUUGUAAGCAUGGCUUUGUCCGCCAAGAGCAUUUCACUCAUGGCGGGAUAUGACGUAGUCUUUGAAGGUCAAGAAAAGCUCUGAAGGUGUUUGCGAUAUCGGCGCAUUUUGAUUUUAUUUCUGGUUACUUUUACAUUCGCUGAGCCGGGUUACAAUUUGGACUAACGUAAACUUUAAUGUCAUUUUGACAGUGCACGUAUUGUAUUAUUGGAGAGCUCAAUUUUAAACUUUGUCUCAUUGCUGUUAUUGAAUAAGGAUUAAACUCACGCAUACAACAUUUGCAACUGCAGAAGACAUGACCACAGGUUUGGCUUUGUAUUGUUAUUCUUCCUAGUGAAAAAAAAGCCAUACCGACUGUUGCUGUAAAAUGAUUUUAUAUUCAAAUUAGUUAUAAACCGCGUCCUCUUCAUAUGAAUUUCUUUUCGUUAUUGAGGUAUCAAAGUUCCUCUGUCGUUCAUAUCACAGAUUCCUGUUGCUAUUUUGAAACUUGAAAUUUUAGGGAAAUCGAGAACUUCUUUGACAUUGCAAACCGUAGGAUGCUAAGCUUACAUAAUGAGAUUUGAAGGUGAAUCCUGAUAGUCGGCUAUUAUGUAAGUUAUAGCGCUAUGAGAGAAAAUAGUUUUCAUUUGUGGCAACCCAAUGAGAUGUCGAGUGUUAAGAGAGAUGAGCCGUUCUUUUUUGCAGAAUAUGACUGGAAGUAGAACCGCACUUAUCCUCAACUCGAGUGUAACUGGCUAUGCGUAGUUUACAACAAAGAGUGUUUUAUUUAUGAGAAUAAGUGUUGGUUACAAAGAGAGUUUUUCUUUUAAGACAAUAAAUGCUGAAUGAAUUAUAAGGAAACUGCCAAAUACCAAUUACCAUUUCAGCAACUGCAUUGAUGCUUCUAUAGUUCACAACAACAACAUUUGAAUGAUAACAAUUGAUGAAGUGGAUCUGAAAUUUUAAGUGAGUAUAAAUUAUUAACUUCACAUCAGCAAUGAAGCUUCUAGAGUUGACCGGAACAUUAAAUGGCGGAAAACAACUGAUAAACUAGAUUUGAAUUUUAAGGGAAGGCGAAAUUGACAGUUUUGUUUUGUUUUUAUUUUAUCAUUCCUUGAAGAAGAUGAUAUAUUUCAGUGUUUAUUCCGGUAGAAAUGGCUGACGAAAUUAACACUUCGCAAGAACAAAUAUUUCGUUUUAAGUUUAAUGAACGAUUAAAAUAUAAUCAUUCUUUUAUUCAGCUCUCAGAGCAUCCUUCAAUUUACCCGUCCACUUGAUUAUAAUUGGAAAGAAAAAACAUUAGAAGAACAUCUCUGAACUCCUUUCAACUAUUUAAAAUCCUCCAGAGGUUGUUAAAAGGCUGAAAGCAAAGUCUCCACCAAAAAAAAAAACCGAAAUGAAUUUUUUGUGUGUGUUGAAUCACUCGUGUUAUUCAUGUCCGAAGUCGUAGCCUUUCAAGCAUUUCUUUGUAAGGAUGCAUCUCUUUCUUGUCCUGUGAUAACUCAUCAUCAUCGCCGACUUAAAGGCUUUGCGCCCAAAACAUUUCAUACGGCAAGCCUGAUAUCCUGUGGUUUGCAAUGUCAGAGAAACCCUCGAUGCGUUUCAACAAAUUUCAAAAAAAGUUUCCAAAACUGA
Pocillopora meandrina is the source of this 6548-nucleotide messenger RNA. NCBI's taxonomy places the organism in Eukaryota, Metazoa, Cnidaria, Anthozoa, Scleractinia, Pocilloporidae. The record is from the annotation of a GenBank genome assembly.